Messenger RNA from Nipponia nippon (crested ibis), 2341 nucleotides. The record is from RefSeq and is a predicted model, not a curated record. NCBI's taxonomy places the organism in Eukaryota, Metazoa, Chordata, Aves, Pelecaniformes, Threskiornithidae.
GGGCUGUAAACCACAGUGCUCAGGAAGGAAUGUACAUGCCAUUCAGCCACUCCUGCAGAGGUGACCACAGCCUCUGGAAGAAAGGUGAGGUGAGCAGCUGAGGGUAGAAGCUGUUCCAGCUGUUCCAUCGUAAUUUUCCUGCAAACACAAAGUCUCUGUGGACUUCCUUUGCUGAUGGCAGAGUCAGACUGAGAAUAGAUAACUCGUGUCCACAGACUCCCAUAACAGUUCAUCAGAUGUUCAAGGAGAGCCUAGAAAAAUAUGGAUCCCUUAAUGCUUUGGCCAGCAAAAAGAAUGGAAAGUGGGAGAAGAUAACUUUUUCAGAGUAUUAUUACCUAUCGAGGAAAGCAGCUAAGAGCUUCUUGAAGCUUGGUCUUGAACGUUUCCACAGCGUAGCAAUCCUUGGAUUUAAUUCUCCAGAAUGGUUCAUCUCAGCUGUUGGAGCUGUUUUUGCUGGAGGAAUUGUCACAGGAAUAUAUACAACCAAUUCUCCAGAGGCCUGCCACUACAUUGCUCAUGACAGCAAAACCAAUAUCAUGGUUGUGGAGAAUCAGAAACAAUUGGACAAGAUAAUGCAGAUCUGGAAUCGCUUGCCACACUUGAAAGCUGUUGUGCUAUAUAAGGACUCCAUUCCAGAGAGACAGUCAAAUUUGUAUACGAUGGAAGAGUUUCUGGAGUUGGGAGAUGACAUAUCUGAUACUACUUUGGAUGAUAUUAUUAACUCCCAAAAGCCAAAUCAAUGCUGUGUACUAAUAUACACAUCCGGAACAACUGGGAAGCCAAAAGGAGCCAUGCUGAGUCAUGACAAUAUAACUUGGACAUCAGCACAUUGCAGCAGAGCAGGAGAUAUGCAACCUGCAGAGGUCCAACAGGAGUCUAUAGUCAGUUAUCUCCCACUCAGCCAUAUAGCUGCGCAGAUAUAUGACCUGUGGACUGGAAUCAAAUGGGGAGAGCAAGUUUACUUUGCUGAGCCAGAUGCUCUGAAGGGCAGCUUGAUCAACACACUAAAAGAAGUGCAGCCAACAUCUCACAUGGGAGUUCCCCGAGUAUGGGAGAAAAUCAUGGAGAAAUUAAAGGAUGCUUCUGCUCAGUCAGGAUUUAUGAAGAAGAAAAUCCUGUCAUGGGCUAUGUCACUUAGCUUAGAGAGGAACCUAAACUGCUCAAGCAGCAGUGAUUUAAAGCAGUUGUGGACAAGGCUGGCAGACUAUUUGGUGCUUGCAAAAAUACGCAAUGCGCUGGGUUUUUCUUCCUGUCAGAAGCACUUUUCUGGUGCUGCUCCUCUCAAUACAGAAACACUGUAUUUCUUCUUGGGUCUGAACAUCACGCUGUAUGAGGCCUAUGGGAUGAGUGAGACCACAGGCCCACAUUGCCUAUCCGGGCCCUAUAUAUACAGGCAGCACAGCUGUGGUAAACCAGUACCUGGCUGCAGGGUGAAAUUGGUGGAUGAAGAUACCGAAGGCAAUGGAGAAAUCUGUUUCUGGGGAAGGACUGUUUUCAUGGGUUAUUUAAAUAUGGAAGACAAAACAAAAGAAGCCUUUGAUAAGGAUGGGUGGCUGCAUUCUGGAGAUUUAGGAAAACUAGACAAGGAUGGCUUUCUCUAUGUCACUGGAAGAAUUAAAGAUUUGAUUAUUACAGCUGGAGGUGAAAACGUGCCUCCAAUUCCAAUUGAAGAUGCUGUUAAAAAAGAACUCCCAAUUGUUAGUAAUGCUAUGGUGAUCGGAGAUAAAAGGAAGUUUUUGUCAAUGUUGCUGACCCUAAAGAGCGUGCUGGACCCAGAUACGUCUGAUCCCACUGACAUUCUCACUGAGCAAGCUAGAGACUUCUGCCAGAAGACUGGUAGUAAAGCCACUAAAGUAUCAGAGAUUGUAGCUACAAGAGACCAGGCGAUCUACCAGGCCAUUCAGGACGGAAUCAACAAAGUCAACAUGAAUGCUACUAACAGGGUUCAUUGUAUUCAAAAAUGGAUAGUCCUGCCAAGAGAUUUUUCCAUUUCGGGGGGAGAACUAGGUCCGACAAUGAAGUUAAAACGGCUCGCCGUGCUUGAGAAAUACAGAAAUGAAGUAGACUCCUUCUAUGAAGAAUAAGCAGCCUUUCAUCCAAGCAUUAAGGAAGAUCUGUGAGCUAAAGAAACUAUUUCCUAAUCAAAAGCAUUAAUGAAGAUGCUUUUGUUUUGGUUUUGUAGUCUACUGAACUGAACCACUAGAACACUGCUGUGUCAAUUUAGUUGUUCCUGAUACUCACCUGAUAGUUUGUCCUCUUUUUACAGAAGCAUCUACAGAGUGUCUGUUUUCUAAUACUGUUUUUACUUUAUGCCCUAAAUGAUUAAGAUUAAAAACAUCCU